This is a messenger RNA of Anthonomus grandis grandis, 1214 nucleotides long. RefSeq lists its product as uncharacterized. The transcript is spliced from 6 exons. Gene Ontology annotation, biological process: detection of chemical stimulus involved in sensory perception of smell; sensory perception of smell. Gene Ontology annotation, cellular component: plasma membrane. The record is from RefSeq and is a predicted model, not a curated record. Bases 1 to 1044 code for a protein of 347 amino acids. NCBI's taxonomy places the organism in Eukaryota, Metazoa, Arthropoda, Insecta, Coleoptera, Curculionidae. Gene Ontology annotation, molecular function: olfactory receptor activity; odorant binding.
AUGAAGAUCUACCCAAAAUGCGAACACAUCGAAGUCUCAAUGAUCACAUCCUCCCUAUUCGGCAUCUUUCCCUCUCAGUUCAUGUUUCAAUCAAACGCAACUCUUCAAAAAUAUUACAAAAUCUACGCUUACGUGAUCGCCGCUUACUUUAGCGCCCUUAUAACGACUCAAUACAUGGAACUUUACGUUAUCAUCGAAAAGUACGGAAUGAAAAUGGACGCCAUUUCCGCCAAUUUAACCCUUACUUUAUUAUAUACGAUUGUUGACAUCAGACAGUUUAUUAUUAAAUUUAAUCCGAGGUUUAGGAACCUUAUUGGGUCGAUGAUAAAGCAGGAGGCUUUAAUUUUGGGUAGCAAGGAUAACGCGAUUAUCAGCAUCUAUAAAAACUAUGCGAAAGCGACCCGAAAGAGAUCGAUGCUCUAUGUUUCCGUUAUCGCUUUCAUAGCAAUGCAGUACUUUCUAAGACCAUUGUUUCUCCAAAUAAAGUAUCAAGUGGGUAAUGAAACGAUAUCAGUAAAAUCCUUACCUCUCUCUACAUGGAUACCUUUUGAUAUACAAGCCCAUUAUUUGUCAGCGUACCUCUGGCAACUAGUAUUUGGAUUAAUUGGAGCGUCGUCUAUAAUGUGCACGGAUAUUUUCAUGUAUAAUCUGAUCUCUUAUCCCUGCGGACAGUUACAGAUCAUGCAUUACAUUUUGAAAAAUUUCGAGCAAUAUCAGGACAAGUGUAAGAGGUUGAGUGGGAUUUCUAGCGAAGAACUUGCCGGCUGUAUGACUUUUUAUAUGAUUAUUGAGGAACACAAGAAAAUUAUCCAAUUUGUUAACGAUUUCAACAGCACCUUAAGCAUGUCGAUGGUGUUUGAUUUUCUGCAGAGCUCUUUGCAAAUCGCUUCUGUGAUAUCACAAAUAAUUGGGAAUCCCCUCACGUACGACUUGUUUUUGUUUGUUUUCUCAAGUUUCUCUGGUAUGCUUUUGAGGCUAAUUUUAUACUACUACUAUGCGAACGACGUUAUUCUGUUGGUAAUUUUGUCCAAGUUUUCACUGUAAUAAUAUUAUUGGCUUCUGUAUUUGAAGAGUACCGACCUUUCUACGGCACUGUGGCAAAGCAAGUGGUACAACCAAGCAGCAAAAAUUAAAUAUAUGAUGCUGAUCUUUAUAAUGAAAACUAAAAAGCCUUUGGAGUUUAAUAUUGGUCCUUUUAGCGUUUUGUCUUUGAA